This is a messenger RNA of Umbelopsis ramanniana AG, 3143 nucleotides long. RefSeq lists its product as uncharacterized. The record is from RefSeq and is a predicted model, not a curated record. Gene Ontology annotation, cellular component: U2-type catalytic step 2 spliceosome; U4/U6 x U5 tri-snRNP complex; cytosol. Gene Ontology annotation, biological process: mRNA splicing, via spliceosome. The transcript has 13 exons. The coding region runs from base 156 to 3104 and encodes 982 amino acids. Gene Ontology annotation, molecular function: GTPase activity; GTP binding; translation elongation factor activity. Lineage: Eukaryota; Fungi; Mucoromycota; Umbelopsidomycetes; Umbelopsidales; Umbelopsidaceae.
CGAUAGCGCAGUUAGCGUCCACCAAGUUGCCCCACCUCAAUACUAUAAAUUUGUCAUAAAUUUUCUACGUCACCCGCGAACAACAAAGUCCAUAACUCGUUCGAUUCCGUCGAAAUUCCUUCGUGUAGCUCUCAGACUUUGUUGACGUUCUCGAGAUGGACGACUCUCUCUAUGAUGAAUUCGGCAAUUACCUUGGCCCCGAUCUUGAUGAAGAAGAAGAUGAGGAAUUGAUGGAAGAAGAGGAAGAGGAAGACGAUUACGGUCUUGGAGAGCAAUACGUCGAAGAAGAAGUAGAUCAAGAGGAUCAACAGGAUACAGGAAUGCAAUUGAUGCAUAUUGACGAUGCGCCAAACAACCAGAUCGUCCUUCACGAAGACAAAAACUACUAUCCUUCUGCCGAAGAAGUUUAUGGACCUGGUGUCGAAACGCUUGUGCAAGAGGAGGAUACUCAACCUCUUUCGGAGCCUAUCAUUGCUCCUAUUAAGAUUCGAAAGUUUCAUAUUGCCGAGAAAGAGAUGCCAGCUACCACUUAUAACAAAGAGUUCUUGGUUGAUCUCAUGAAUAUGCCUGAUCUUAUUCGAAACGUCGCCAUUGUCGGUCAUCUUCACCAUGGAAAGUCAUCCUUUGUCGACAUGCUCAUUGCCGAAACUCACGAUAUUCCAGUCAACCCUGAAAAACCUGAACGGUACACUGAUACGCACACGCUCGAGAGAGAGCGAGGCAUUAGCAUCAAGUCUAUGCCCAUGAGUCUCGUAAUGCAAAACGUCAAGGGGAAGUCUUAUCUUCUUAAUGUGUUGGACACUCCAGGCCACGUCAAUUUUGUGGAUGAAGUCACAGCUGCUGUUCGUUUGGUGGACGGUGUUGUAAUCGUCGUUGAUGUUGUAGAAGGAGUUAUGGCCAACACAGAGCAAAUUAUACGACAUUGUAUUCGCGAAAACCUCAAGAUGACUUUGGUUGUCAACAAAGUUGACCGUUUAAUCUUGGAGUUGAAACUACCACCCACCGAUGCUUACUUCAAACUUAGAUAUGUUAUAGAAGAAGUCAACUCUAUCAUAAGAGCAACCGCUGGUGGAGAGCAUAUUAAAAUGGGUCCCGAGCUCGGAAACGUCUGCUUCGCUUCCUCGCAAUUCGGAUGGUGUUUCUCGUUGAAAUCCUUUGCAAAGAUCUAUGCUGAUACAUAUGAUGGAUUCAGCGCAGAAGAGUUUUCAAAACGCUUGUGGGGAGACGUGUAUUUCAAUUCGGACAGACGAACUUUCAGUCGCAAACCACUCGAGCCCAGCAGCAAGAGGUCUUUCAUACAUUUCAUUCUCGAACCUCUUUACAAGCUGUACUCACAGGUCCUUAGCGAAGAAAGCAAAGAGCUGAAGCGAACUCUGUCGUCUCUUGGCAUCUUCUUGAAAGAAAAGCAUUUUAAGCUCAACGUCAAGCCUUUGUUGCAGCUUGUUUUGUCUCACUUCUUUGGACCUUCAACUGGAUUUGUGGAGAUGGUUGUGCAGCACAUACCUUCGCCUGCUGAGAAUGCUGAAGCUAAAGUUCAACAUAUAUAUACUGGUGACCUAGACACAGAAGUUGCCAACGCUAUGAUAAAUUGCGAUGCAGACGGACCUUUGAUGAUUCAUAUUACAAAGCUGUACAAUAAUGUCGAAGCAACCGGAUUUGAUGCAUUUGGACGUGUCAUGAGUGGUACUAUCAAACGUGGUCAAACUGUUCGCGUCUUAGGUGAAGGAUAUUCUAUUGACGACGAAGAAGAUAUGUCACUACAACAAGUUUCAGACGUUUGGAUUAACGAAUCUCGGUAUCGAAUUGAUGUUGACGGUGUUCCAGCCGGUAGUUGGGUACUUCUUGGAGGUGUUGAUAACUCCAUAGUCAAAACUGCCACAAUUACUCAACAGAAGUGGCAUGAAGACGCAUAUAUUUUCCGCCCAUUGCAUUUCCCCACCACUGCUGUACUCAAGGUUGCUGUUGAGCCAGUCAACCCUUCAGAACUGCCCAAGAUGUUGGAUGGUCUGAGAAAAAUUAAUAAGAGUUAUCCUAUAGUGGUUACUAAGGUUGAAGAAUCUGGAGAACGCAUCAUACUUGGCACCGGUGAAUUGUAUCUCGACUGCGUGCUGCACGAUUUGCGACGAUUAUAUGCCGAAAUCGAUCUCAAGGUUGCGGACCCCGUUGUCAGAUUUUGUGAGACUGUCGUGGAAACAUCUGCGCUCAAGUGCUUCGCUGAAACUCCCAACAAAAAGAAUAAGCUCACUAUGAUUGCUGAGCCCUUAGAAAAAGGCCUUGCAGAAGACAUUGAAAGCGGGCGAAUCAAUAUCCGAAUGCCUGCCAAGGAUUUGGGUAAACACUUAGAACAAAAAUACGAAUGGGAUAUAUUGGCGGCACGAUCAGUUUGGGCAUUUGGUCCAGAUGAUAAUGGCCCUAAUGUUCUUAUGGACGACACACUUCCCUCUGAAGUUGACAAGAAGCUCCUCGGAUCAGUCCGUGACUCAAUAAGACAAGGUUUCCAAUGGGGUACACGCGAAGGUCCAUUGUGCGAAGAACCCAUUCGAAACGUUAAAUUCAAGAUUCUUGAUGCUACUUUAGCCCAGGAGCCCAUUUACAGAGGCGGCGGUCAAAUCAUUCCUACUGCAAGGCGUGUGUGCUAUUCUUCGUUUUUGAUGGCAACACCGCGCUUAAUGGAGCCUGUAUACUAUGUCGAAAUUCAAGCACCAGCAGAUUGUGUCUCAUCGGUGUAUGCUGUGCUUCAGAGAAGAAGAGGCCACGUCACUCAAGACAUUCCAAAGCCCGGCUCUCCUCUCUACACAGUUAAAGCCUACAUCCCUGUUAUAGAUUCCAAUGGUUUUGAAACAGAUUUACGAACACAUACACAAGGACAAGCUUUCUGUCAACAGAUCUUUGACCAUUGGCAGAUUGUUCCAGGUGAUCCUCUGGAUAAAUCGAUACAACUGCGACCGCUUGAGCCUAGUCCUGCUCAACACCUUGCUCGCGACUUCAUGGUAAAGACACGAAGGAGAAAGGGUCUUAACGAAGACGUUAGCAUCAACAAAUACUUUGAUGAUCCUAUGUUGCUUGCACUUGCCCAGUCAGACGUAUUAGGCGUCAGUCUUUAGAUCCAUUGUAAUAAAGCCGCAAAAUUUUUUCAUGUCAUG